AUGUCUGAUACAGGCGCACCCGAUGCUGGCUCCGACGCCGCUGCCCUCGCCCGCAAGGAGCAGCUCACUCAGGACCUUGCUCGAGCAAAAGACGCCGGCUGGAACAACCCGAUCCCUUUCAAGUACGAGACUGUUGUCGGUGGUCAGCCUGCCGAAGAUGAAACUCGCGACAGCGCCGCUUGGUUGUCUGAGGCAGUCAUCUACCAGUGGGACGACGAAUUUGGUGAUGUUGGUGAGCCCAACCCUGAGCUCGAGCGGAUGCUUUUCGAGGGCGACCAUCUCCUUCGAGUUGGUGGCCAUAUCAAGGCGCUCUCCUUCGAUGUGAACGUCGAUGGCCCUGUCAAUGUGAAGCCAGUCCGCAGUUUCGAGGAUGCUGGCCUACACCCAAUCAUGCUCGCGAACGUCAAGCUGUGCCAGUACAACGCUCCGACGCCUAUCCAGUCUUACUGCAUUCCCGCUGUUCUAACCGGAAACGACGUUGUCGCCAUCGCCCAGACCGGCUCCGGCAAGACGGCUGCCUUCCUGCUCCCGAUCUUGUCCAAGCUCAUGGGCAAAGCGCGUCAGCUGGCUGCUCCGCGUCCUAACCCCGCCCGUUACAACCCUGCUACUGACCGCGUUCGCGCUGAGCCUCUUGUGCUCGUCGUCUGCCCAACCCGCGAGUUGGCCUGUCAGAUAUUUGAUGAAGCCCGCCGUCUGUGCUACCGAACCAUGCUGCGUCCUUGUGUCGUGUACGGUGGCGCUCCUACCAGGAACCAGCGUGAGCAACUUGAGAUGGGCUGCGAUAUUCUCAUCGCCACUCCUGGCCGUCUGAUGGACUUCAUGCAGAACCCGAGUCUGCUCUCCUUUAGGCGCCUCAAGUUCACCGUGAUCGAUGAGGCUGAUGAGCUGCUCUCCAGCGGCUGGGAGGAGGCUAUGGAGAAGCUGUUCCAGGGUGCUGACAUGAACGGAGAUGCCGACCAUACCUAUCUCAUGUUCUCCGCAACCUUCCCCAAGUCUGCCCGUAGGCUUGCCAAGGAGUACAUGGACACUGACUAUGUCCGCAUCAAGGUGGGUAGGGUUGGCAGCACGCAUGAGAACAUCAAGCAGCAGAUCGUUUACGUCAACGAGAAUGAGAAGAACCAGGCACUAUUCGAUCUCAUCUUCUCAGACGGCCCGCAGCGCACCUUGGUCUUCACCAACUCGAAGAUCAAGUGCGACAUGGUGGACGACUUCUUGUACAACAAGGGCUUGCCUGUGACUUCCAUUCAUUCGGACCGUACUCAGCGUGAGCGUGAGGAUGCACUGCGCUCGUUCCGCACGGGUCGAAGCCCCAUCAUGGUCGCUACCGGCGUCACUGCUCGUGGACUUGAUGUCGCCAAUGUCAAGCAUGUCAUCAACUACGAUUUGCCAUCAACUCAGCACGACGGUAUCACCGAGUACGUUCAUCGCAUUGGCCGUACUGCGCGCAUUGGCAAUGAAGGCAAGGCUACGUCUUUCUUCAAUGAUCGCAACGAGGAUAUUGGCGAGGACCUUGUGAAGCUUCUCCUCGAGUCCAAGCAGGAGAUCCCCGACUUUCUCGAGCAGCAUGCGCCCGAAGACCGCACUACGAUCGAUUGGCACGAUGGCACUGAUGAUGAGUCCGAUGACGGUCUUGGCGGCGGCUUUGGCGGAGAUGCUGGUGGCUUCAAUGCUGAAGCUAGCUUCGGCGGUGACAGCGGAUUUAGCGUAGAUAGCGGUGAACCGGUCGGCAACGAUGUCAGUUAUGGUGGAGGCUUCGCUGCCGAUGCCAGCAGCAACAACGACAAGGUCGCUUCUUGGUGCUGGUUCUGUAACGGGACCGAAUUCUUGGCGUGUAAAGCUCAAAUGUUCCACAUUCAGUGGAGAACAGCAUUAAUACAACUACCUCGCUUUGUCCCAUUGUCGAUCCUCCAUGUCACAUCGCCCAAGGGGCCACACCCAUUCCUGAUAUCCCUGCCGAGCAGGAAGCAUCAUAUCAUCCAUGUGUACGUCUUCGUACCACCGAAUCCAGUCGAUGUCGAGGACAAUGUGGACGCGCAGCAGGCGCGCGAGAGGACAGGAGAAUGGAAAGUGCCAGUCGUGCUGGACUUUCACGGCGGCGGAUUCAUAAUGGGCUCUCCGCUAGAGCAGGCACCAUACGCUUCGAUGAUGUCGCGUGAGCUAGGAGCGGUGGUGAUCAGCGUCUCGUAUCGCAUUGGACCGUUCCAUCAAUUUCCCGCGGCGAUACACGAUGCGGAGGAUGUUCUGUCAGCUAUUCUGGAUACGGAUGGCAUUUCAAAAGCUGGAAACGUACUCCGAACCGAGAUACAGCGGUACUACGACAUGGUACGGUCGACCGUUCUCGAGAAGAAGAUGCAAGCAGCUCCGCAUAUGGAGCACGUCAAGACUAUCACUCUUGAUCCUACUCAUCUCGCGAUCUCGGGCUUUUCAGCGGGAGGUAAUAUCGCUCUGAAUAUGGCCAUCUCGGUCCCACCAUGCCCAGAUUUGUCACUGUCAAUGUCGCCUACCUUCCGUCGUUCUCGCUCCAUUUCACGAGGCCCAAACCCUUCCGACACCAUUUCGCCUCUCCUCCCACACAACCGCACCGCGACAAUACUCGACGAUGUGAACCAGCCAUGGCCAUCGCUCCUUCCUCCUCCACAAGCGCGCCCUGGAAUGGUUCCUCUCCUCCUCUUCUACCCUUCGCUAGACGCAAGACUGUUACCGCAUGAACGUCCGAUGAAGCAAUUGCCCAAUGCCCUAAAUCCUGACGACAAGACGCCACAAAAGCCACGGAUGCCUGGCCUUUUCUCGAUCAUGGGACCGACUUACCUGCCUAAAAAGCUACGCCCUCAUCCUAGAGCUAGUCCUGGCUUGGUUGACCCAAGCAACGUGCAGAAGAACGCCGCGGUCCUCCUCGUCCUACCAGAGAAAGACACCCUGGCAGUACAAAGCGAUGUAUGGGUCGAUAUAAUGAAUGAACAUGAUUGGAACGGCCCUGUGCACUUUGGCGAUGGCAGAGAAGGAGACUGGGAUGGUCAUCAGGGUGGUUCCGCAAGCUCUAAAAAGCCCAGCAGAGAGAAUGGCGGUCUCGAAGUUUGGCAUGCGCCGAAUUGCAGGCACGGCUGGACGCAGUUUCCGGAUACAUUUGUGCCUAAGCAUGAGAGGCGGGAGAGGGAGCUGGUGUUUGCCAGGACAUUGGACUUUGUGAAGGAUAAUUGGAAGAAGGAAUUGCCGAUACCCGCGGGCCGGCAGGGGAACAAGAUUCAGGAGUUGAGGCCGUUGCAUAUACCCAGUAAAUUUAACGGCCUUGCCGAGUGA
Cucurbitaria berberidis CBS 394.84 is the source of this 3297-nucleotide messenger RNA. Its product is annotated as DEAD-domain-containing protein. NCBI's taxonomy places the organism in Eukaryota, Fungi, Ascomycota, Dothideomycetes, Pleosporales, Cucurbitariaceae. Gene Ontology annotation, molecular function: hydrolase activity; RNA binding; RNA helicase activity. The transcript is spliced from 8 exons. The record is from RefSeq and is a predicted model, not a curated record. Gene Ontology annotation, cellular component: nucleus. Bases 1 to 3297 code for a protein of 1098 amino acids.